Molecule: messenger RNA, 785 nt
Organism: Glycine soja
Lineage: Eukaryota; Viridiplantae; Streptophyta; Magnoliopsida; Fabales; Fabaceae
Product: protein TWIN SISTER of FT-like
Exons: 4
Coding region: 100-621 (173 amino acids)
Source: RefSeq, a predicted model, not a curated record
CUGCAGCAGGCAUUUUCCUCAUUAAGUACUGAAGGGAAGAAAUAUUCAAAGUAUAGGUGAUGAAGAGCUAAUUUUUAGCUUCUCAAUGUGCCUAGAUCAAUGGACCCUCUUGUCAUUGGACGUGUAGUAGGAGAUGUUUUGGAGCCUUUCACUAGUUGCGUCUCUCUUAGGAUUCUAUAUGACAGCUGCUCCGAAGUUAUCAACUGCUGUGAGCUCAAACCCUUCCAAAUCAUCAACCAACCUAGAGUUGAAGUUGGUGGUGAUGACUUCAGGACCUUUUACACCCUGGUAAUGGUGGAUCCUGAUGCACCUAGCCCAGGAAAUCCAAAUCAGAGGGAAUAUUUGCACUGGUUGGUAACUAAUAUUCCAGGAACUACAGGAGCAAACUUCGGUGAAGAGGUUGUGAGCUAUGAAAGUCCACGACCGAUGAUGGGAAUUCAUCGUAUUAUUUUCAUAUUAUUCCGUCAGUCAGGUAGACAAACUAUAUAUGCUCCAGGAUGGCGUCAAAAUUUCAACACGAGAGAUUUCAGCGAGGUUUAUAAUCUUGGAUUACCAGUGGCAGCAACCUACUUCAACUGUAAACGUCAAAAUAAUUCCGCAAGAGCUGGAAGAAGGACAUGAUUAAUAAUUAAUUCAAAUAAUAACCAACCCCUCAUUUUGAUAAUAAUACAUUAUUGUAGGUACGUAGUAAUAUAUACAUCAAUCGGGAGCUAGACACUCAAAUUGUGGGUUUACUUUAAUAGUGAUUUUAUACAAUAUUCAUUUAACUGCUUUGUUAUUUUUUA